This is a messenger RNA of Carcharodon carcharias (great white shark), 7945 nucleotides long. Its product is annotated as pleckstrin homology domain-containing family G member 1. The record is from RefSeq and is a predicted model, not a curated record. Gene Ontology annotation, molecular function: guanyl-nucleotide exchange factor activity. Lineage: Eukaryota; Metazoa; Chordata; Chondrichthyes; Lamniformes; Lamnidae. The transcript is spliced from 18 exons. The coding region runs from base 96 to 4634 and encodes 1512 amino acids.
CAGAAGCACCUCAUUGUUCAACGGCUGUGGGAGCACCGCAAAAGCUGUGGAUAUACCUUAACGAGCUGGGUUCUGUGAGCUUACUCUGUGCUGAGAUGCCUGGUAAGGCAUUAGAAAUGAUAGAGGCCAUUUCCAAAAACGAAGAUGAGUACCAGGUGUUUCCAGAUGUCCCACCACCUGUUCGAGAGACUCUUUCCCAUAGAGCAACCAUGACUGCUCCUGUUGGCUUCCUGCACAGAGAUAAUAGACGGUAUGGUGGAAUGAGGAGCAUGGAUUCAUCCGACCGUGAUCGCCCAGUCAGCUACAGUUCUACGUCGUCCUCUGCCUCCUCUAGGGACAGUCACUGCUCCUUAACCAGCGGCAUGACCCUGGUCUCCAACAGCCACUUGGGCCUUGCUGGCCAGGAGAAGGAGGCUGGGGCCAUCCGGCUGGAGUUGAUUCCAACUGGGCACUUGUCCAGUGCGGAGGAAUGUACAAGGAGUAAGCCGGCAUGUACAAAUUCUGGAGAGGUUGGUGAGAAGAGGCCUGGCGCCAGUGGAAUCAAAAGAGUCGACUCCAGGGGUUCCCACAAGCAUCGUGCAACAUCACCAGGAGCAGCAUCUGCAAACCCUAAGCUGCUUUAUGUGGAUCGAGUCGUGCAGGAAAUUCUAGAGACUGAGCGGACCUAUGUCCAAGAUCUGAUGAGCAUUGUGAAGGACUAUCUUGACUGCAUCAAUGACCAAUCAAGACUCCUACUGGGGACUGAAGAACGCUUGGCUCUGUUUGGGAACAUUAGAGACAUCUAUCAUUUCAACAGUGAACUGCUGCAAGAUCUGGAGAGCUGUGACAGCGAUCCUGUUGCAAUUGCAGAAUGUUUUGUAGCAAAGAGUGAAGAGUUUCACAUCUACACGCAGUACUGCACGAACUAUCCCAGAUCUGUGGCCAUGUUAACAGAAUGUAUGAGAAACAAAGUGCUUGCCAAAUUCUUCAGAGAGCGACAGGAGACCUUGAAGCAUUCCCUACCUCUGGGAUCCUACCUUCUCAAACCAGUGCAACGCAUCCUAAAAUACCAUCUCCUCUUGCAUGAAAUAGUUAACCACCUGGAGAAGGACACAGAGUGUUAUGAUGUAGUGCAGGAUGCCAUUGACACCAUGCAGAGGGUGGCUUGGCACAUUAAUGAUAUGAAGAGGAAACAUGAGCAUGCAGUAAGACUGCAGGAAAUACAGAGCCUGCUGACAAACUGGAAGGGUCCGGACCUGACUAGCUAUGGAGAGCUGGUCUUGGAAGGAACUUUCCGCAUACAGCGAGCCAAAAAUGAACGCACUUUGUUCCUUUUAGAUAAACUACUUCUCAUCACUAAAAAAAGAGAAGAAACUUACACCUAUAAAGCUCAUAUUUUGUGUUGUAACCUGAUGCUUGUAGAGGUAAUACCAAAGGAGCCCCUGAGUUUCAGUGUCUUCCACUACAAGAAUUCUAAAGUGCAGCACACAGUGCAGGCCAAGUCAAUGCAGGAUAAGAGGCUUUGGAUUCUUCAUCUGAAGAGGCUUAUUCUUGAAAAUCACCCGGCCAAGAUCCCAGCUAAGGCAAAACAAGCAAUUCUGGAGAUGGAUGCCAUUCAUCACCCUGGCUUCCACUACAGCCCUGAGGGUGAGAGGAAGGCAGAAGCACAUUUGAAGGAAGACAGAAUCACACCUCGCAGAGUCCGAAGGAAGUCUGAACCAUCAGGAAGGUUGAAGUCUGCUAAACAAAUGGAGACAAGACAGGACAAGCGUGCCAGUGUUGAAGGAUCUCUCCUUUCUCCGUCUAUGGAAGAAUUAUCCAGUAAAGUAUUGCCCAACACCAAGUCUGAAAUUAGUGCACUCCGUCAUGGUGAGACAGUGAACCGAUCGCAAGAGUCACUGGAGCCUGCCUAUCCAAGUGACCAAGAGGAAAGUCUCCAGCUACGGACUUUGGAGCAGACUGAUGCUGAUGAUGAAGAGGAAGUCGACGUUGAACAGUUCUCUUCCAAAUCCUCAACACAGGAGUCUCGGCAACUCAAUGUUCAACUAGAAUGUUGGAGUUCUAAGCUAGUUGCCCAAGCUGCAGGAGAGAUUGAAACCACAGACCGUGUGGGUGGACUGCUGGGCACAGAAGGGGUGAGAGAUGUGUGGCCUGAGCUUCCCAUUGGGCAUGUCUCAUUCUCCAGUCAAGUGGUGCCCCAUGGGGCCAUACGGGACGACGAUUACCAAACGUUUGUGACAACAGCCUCCACGCCAGACCUCCACUCCACCCCGGUCCGUCCAUUAUACCGUGGUUCAGAUAUGCCAUGCGGCCGUCUCGCUGCGACCUCUGCUCGGGAGCGCCAUUGCGGGGGUAGGAUUGUGAGGAGGGCCAGCAGCGCCGGAGAGAGCCAUUCUGCUUUCCGGCACCAAUCAGCUGCUGAGAGUAAGCAUCACUCCCCAAUGACACAGAGAGCUUCCAGCUCGCAAAACUCCACUUGCCGACAUGCCAUCUCCGCAGGAUCUGAAGGGCCAGAUGGGGAAACGCAGAGAGUCAGCACCGACGAUGGUGUAUAUGAGCUUAUUGGGCUUGCCAGCGAGACGAGAUUGGCUGCCGAGGAGCAGGGCUUUGUCUGCAGGGCAGGAGAAGUGACCGGUGCCAGUUUCCAGUCAAAUGAUCCAGCUGAAGAGGAAGACCAAGGUGGCAGCCAAAGCCACGUGAAUGCCGGGAGCCAGGGAAAGUGGGGAAAGAAAGCCAGCUGCACUCAAGUCACUGAAAUCUGCCCCGUGUCUAGCCAGAGUGCGAUGGCGUCACCCAAGCGGGAAUUGAAGGCUGUUGAGUGCCUGGAUGAGAGGCUUGCAUUGUCCGAGAAAGCGUAUAAGAAGCUGAAGAAUGAUUGGGAAGAAUGCGGUGAGAGGGUUAGCUUCCUGGGUCCUGACAGUGAUUUGGGCUCUUGUGGGCUCGGCGGCUUUGUUUCUGAGGAGAGUCUUCGGUUCAGUGGCGAUGAUGCUUCCGAUCACAACCGCUCGACGGAGAAGAGUCGCCUAGGCUGGAACAGCUCCUCCAAUUCCCACUCUGUGUCACACGAAUCAGUCCCUGACAAACUGUCUGAGGAGGUGGACGAGAUCUGGAAUGACCUGGAGGACUACAUCAGGAAGAGUGAGGAGACCAGGCGGGACCGGCUGCCCGCUGCCUUCCCGGUCAGUGAGGAUGACCUGAGUGGACCGGCCAGCUCCCGGGGCCGCCAGAGGGAGAGGCUGACCCAAGCAAGCCCCAGUUUUGUCGAAGCGGUAAAGAGCAAACCCGGCAGACUAAGCACUGGCAAUGUCAAGGCGGACGACAGUGAGCCAAGGGGGGAGGUAACCACAAGUGCUGCCUUCUUGGAUGAUGAGACACAUGAGGCAGAGAGCCCCAUGGGCAGCACCAACACCGAGACCGUUGCCCAGGAUCUGGAUAUCAUGGAUCGAACCAAACGCAGGGUCUAUUAUAUGGCCCGACAGUAUAGUCAGAAAAUCAAGAAAGCCAAUCAGCUCCUCAAGAUGAAGAACACCACAGAGCAAUUGCCAUCUGAUCAGCCCAAGAGGAAAUGCAAGGACUUGGUGGCUAUUCUAGAGGAAAAGAAACAGGGUGGCACUGCCAUUGGUGCUCGAAUUGCUGAAUACUCCCAGCUGUACGACCAGCUCCUGUUCAGAGAGACUCCUAAAUCAUUACAAAGUGUGCCAGCAGAUGACGCUGGUGAGCUGUGGGCCCAAAACUCAACGCGGGACCUGCUUGCCACUUGCCCCCCCCAUGGGCAGUCUCUGGGCACUGAGGACUGGCUGCUACACUCCACCUACAGUAACGGUGAGCUGGCAGACUUUGUUGCCUGGCCGGAUAUUCAGGAACUUGCGGCCAAAUAUUCCGCCCAGAAGAGCAAGGCUGUUGGGCGACUUCAGAGCAGAGGGGUGUUGGCUGGUUCGGUGCCCUCUGUUGCGGCUUGCCCACCAGCACCAACACAGCAGCGGUGGAGCACCAUCAUCGUCCCACCCAGUGGGGCGGACUGUUCAACGGCGCAUGGCUACAGCUCCUUGGAUCGCAGGGUAACUGAGGGCAAGCCAUGGGGGGCUUCACUGUCCUCACCCUCCAUGGCAAAGAGCCACUCCUCUGACUCCAUCGAUCAUGUCUCUGACAGGGAUGCACCAUUCCCCAGCCAGGACUCUCCCUCAGACAGGCUGCAUUAUGGGAGCCAGGAGGUCGAGCAGCCAGUGUUGACAUUGCAAGACUCGGAAAAGGUCCUUGUGAUCAACAGGGUUCCACCACUUGACGCACAAUUGGCAACACGGAACUACUUUGCCAACUUCAAUGACACAGGGGAAGAUGAUGAAGACUAUGUGGAGAUCAAGUCUGAAGAUGAGGAUUAUGAAGACCUGGACGAGGGAACCCUGACUCCUGACCUGAGCUUCCAGCCCAAUGGCAAAGGGGAAUCUACUCCUGAACCUGGCAACUCUCGUUCAGCUCGUGUCUCCUGCAUCCCACUGUCGAACAGCAACGCCAGUGCAGUGGGCUCCUUAACUGUGUUGGCCGAGCCUGACCAGCUGAGCCACUAUCUCUGGCGGGAACCCUCUCCCAGCCAGCAGAAUAUUGUACAGACUCUGAGAGAUAAGUUUCAGUGUCUCAGCUCCAGCAGUUUCGCUUGAACAUUUGAUCCCAGUCACGAGACUGAAGGGAAAGAGGAGGAAAACCAUAAUGUAUUAACUGAACUGCUUGCGAGCACUUCACAUAGAUCUCCAGCUAUCCUCCCACUACUCUGCAAAUGCUGCCUGAGUAGGUACCUUAUGUUAAGUAGUAUCUAGGUUGGGAGAAUGAACAAGAUUUGCAAAAAAAAAAAUGCAAAUAGUCGUUUACUUUUGUAUAAUAUGGGUAAUCAGUGGCAAAAGCAUGAUGAGGAAAUAUAUAUUUCACACAUGCUGCCAGGAGUGAGACUGGUGAUGUGUUAUUAGGGGGUUUCAAGACUGGUUCUGGGUUAAAAUUAGUUGCCCUACCUUUGUUCUGGGUCACAUAUUGACUCAUUCUCACACGGGAUGCUGGUGUGUUUUGGGAAAUGAGCCACGUGGAAGAGGAUCCAGUCCUCAAAAGUCCUAGCCUCUGAGACUGAGGGCAUUAUGGAUUUACACAUGUCACAUAAACUAGGGGUAGAGCAGUUUGGACAAGAUGAGUUUUUUUCCCCCUAUUGAGACGGCUUAUUGGACCAUUAUUGAAGUUUUGAGCAAUAUACUCAGUAACAGAAAUAGAGGGAAAGAGUGAUGGCAAGUGCAGGAGAUACACGGGCUCCUUAGAAUCUGUCAAAUGGAAAGCCAGGUUAAGGAGGGGGAAGAUCCACUCCUCACGCCCAACAGGCAUUUGCGUAUUUCCAACAAUUUUUUUGUUUUUAUGAUAACACCUGGGUUUAGAAUUAAGAGAGCUUCAUGUGACUGAUCAGUGACCAGCUGGAAAAGAUGACCUUACUAAAUAACUGGACACUCACCAUCUGCCUGCUGGUCAUCUAAACCCUAUAUUUCCCUUUGUCCUCCUCAUGCACUCCCAUUGCCCUCACCCAUUGCCUCUGAUGGUAUUGCAUCAAAUAAAUUGAUUUCUCACAUUGAAGCACUAAUUCUAAAUGCCUUCUAGCUUCUCUUACUCGAGCUGGAUAGCCAUCUUUCUUUAAAUCUCCAUCUCAUCUUGACAACUUAAACCAUUGAGCUUCCUGGUUUCCCCAUUAACUUUUUUGCAUCUCACUGGAAACAGGCAGAAAUUUGCAUGAGCAAUCUGUAUUCUGCAUGAGGUGGGGACUACCAAUGAGUGUGGAGCAAGGGGAUGGGGUGUUGCAGUGGUGGCUGGUGGAGAAGCUAUUCUUAAUUAGCAUUGCUGGAAGAGAUGCUGAUAUUCUGUCAUGAACCAUUUACCAACGAGAUGUCUGCCACAUGGCUGGGAGUGCCAUUUUGCUGAGUCUUUUUUUUUCAUUACUGGAGCUAGAGACAGCUAGUUAAGAGGUAGUGCCUACUACAGAUCAUUUGUAUAUUUGACGGGUUGAGGGGAUGCACUGCUUAAAAGCCAAGUGCCGAUUACAUUGAUGCAUCGGUCUCUGGAGACUAGAAGUUCUAGUCUUGUACAUUUUUGAAUCUGCAUUCCACAUGGUUAUUCCUAGAUUUCCAGUUAAAAUAUUGGUUAUGGAUAGCUGGAAGCUGUUCCAAUUUAUCUCUUCUCUAAUUUGCUUUUCCUGCACAGACUAUUCAUUAAUCUGAGAACAGGUAUAGAACUUGUUCAUGGGCCUCCUCUCUGACUCUAUCCACCUCUUCUAGUUCCAUGGAUGAUGACCAUUACUGAUGGUGUAUUCCCUAUCCAGUUGACAACUGUAAUUGGAAGUCCAUCUCCAUGUUCGGUGGAAGAUCCUAUUUAGAAUCCAUGAUCUAGUGGAAACUCCCAUCUGUUUGAUGUUCCUUGGGGAAAAUAUUGGAAAAAAAACCAGUAACUUGUGCAUGUUCACAACUAAUAGUCAAAUCUAGAUCUAACACUGACCCGAAUCAAACAUGCCAUUCAAAUAUUGCGAACUGUUUCCCAAUCACUUGUAUAGCAUCGAUUUACAAUGCUCAGAACACAGUACCCAAUAUCACAGAGCCCACUGUUUGGUUUAGAAGUCCAGUCCCUAAGGGUUAGUGUUUCUGUUUGUACCACAACCAUUUAAUUGUUGAUUCAAUAAAUUCCACCAAAAGAAAUUCUUCAAAUUCUCCUUGCCUCUGCUGUUAGUAGAACUACUCACUUUUAGCAUUUUAGUUGGCGGUGGCCAGGAAAUAGGGGUAGGAAUGAUACCCCACAUUCAUCAUGAAUUGUCCACAAUUGGUUUAUUAGUGAGUUGUGCUGUGAAAUCUUAUGGAUAAGCCAUAUCACAAAGGUGCCCAAGAGAAUUGCACGGACCUGCCUGACCCUUGCAGCACAGUGUUCCCACUUCAUCUGCACAACCCCAGGAUAUGAUCGGGAAAUUGACACUCUUGUUUAUCUCUGUGCCUCCUUUCAAAAUAUAUAAGCAAUAGCUGUACAUUGAACCAAAUUUCAGGUGACAGUACAGUGUAUGACUGUGCAAUAUGAAUCCCAGUGUUUGGUUUCCAUUGCAAAUCUGCCAUUUUCUCACUUAGCUAUGUAGAAAACCAGACAAACAUUUUUUUUUAAAAGACACAUUGCUUCUGUUUUAAGCAAUAAUGAAUGCACUUGAUAUAGUAACUGAAGUGUGAGCGUUCAAUGACUCCUAAUGAUGAAAACCAGUAGAGAGGAACAGUCUUCACCAAUGUAAAUUUUGUAUCAAGUAUUUUUUUAAUAACAGGUCAAUAUUUUAUUGCACCUCUCCUUCAUUGGACAUUUGCUGUAAUUUGUUUAAAAUGAGAAUCAUUGAACUGGAGAGGAGAGAUCCUGAUGUUUAUAUUCUGGAAAAUUAUUUCAGGAUCUCUUGAGUUAACUGUUUAAUUUUCUAAUGUCAUUCCUUUAGAAGCUAUACUGUACAAAGCGUGUUGCCAGGAGCUAAUCUGCAAUGAUAAGGGAUCAUUGAUGAAAAUCACUUACAGUUCUGACAUUUGGUACUUGAAGGUAAUUUUUUUCAGUGUUAAAACUGAAGUGACUGUUGAGAUGACCAACUUGUUAAUUAAAAAAAGAACUAUCUCAGAAACUGGGGUUUUAAUGCCUUGUCCUAUGGAUGAGAUAUUGAGCUGAAUAAUGACUUCCAUGAAAAAAUUGCACUUUUUAUGGUUAAUUUUGUAAACAUUUCUGAAUGUUGACCAUGUAGCAAAAUGUUUAAAAUGCUCGCUGUAUUAAUUUUACUUUGCUCAAAGAAAAGCUGAGCCUAAUGCAUGCCAAAUUACCAGGAAUAGUUCGAAAAUUUCAUGUUAACUUUAAAAAAAUAUAUAUUGUUUUUCUGCCAGGAGGGACAUCAUUGUACACUCUACAGAAAUGUAUCAUUUGAAAUAAAUAACUCGUUCAGGUA